GUGACAGGAGAAGCAGACAGAGGGAUCAAGGUGUGUCUCUAGAAGGCAGGAAAAGAGGACAGGACUAAAGGGGGUCUCCCAGACUCACUGGAGCCAUGGUGUAACAGCCUCAUAGAGACUGAAUGAGACGAUCUUAAUUACUCUAGUUGUGAAAACGGAGGGCGGGAGCAAUGGGCAGAUGCAAGCUUUGAUCUCAGGCUGAGGGGCUCUGACAUGAGGAGGGUCCUCCUCUAUAAAUACUGACCAACUCUCAUAACUCACAACAAGCUCAUGCCUCACCAUUGUUGUACUUUGGACAUUACCUGCUCUCAACCGGGAUUAUAACCAUGAAGGGAAUUUUUUCUAUUGAAUGGAUGGCCCAAAGCAGCCAGUCAACCAGUGCAGAAUCUGUAUCUGGCCCCCGACUGGCCACUGAACCCACAACUUGUGGAACAAACUCGGAAAGCCUGCCUGGAUUCUACUGCAGACAGAGAGCAGAAGAGGGAGAGCAGGAGAGCAGCUCUGACAUUGGACAAUACAGUCAAUCUAGUUUACACAGUCCUCACCAUCAAACCUCCUACAAUGCUCCAGAAAAUGGAGCAGAUUUCAGCAGUGGGGCAGAAGAGGAGACUUCUGGAUAUGAGAGUGAAGAGGGACUUUCCCAUUCCCCAACACCUCCUGAAAAUGGAGCCUCCACAGUCCCAUCUUCUCCUCCAUCAGGAAGACGACCUCGCACAGCCUUUACAGCAGAGCAAAUCAACAGCCUAGAGCAAGCAUUCAAAAGAAAUGCAUACCUGGGAACACAAGACAAGGCCGAGCUCUGCAAGAAGUUAAACCUCUCUGACAAACAGAUUCGCAACUGGUUCCAGAACAGGAGAAUGAAGCUGAAGAGGACAGUGCAGGAUGCCCUGGCUCAUGCUUGUCAAGCAAAUGUGGCCUCUCAUUUCAUGCAUUACCCUGAGCUGCAGUCCUUCAGAGCAUCUCCAUAUCCAAGAUUUCACUCAGCUGGACAGGACAGUUCCCUUACUGCUGCCCCCUAUGUCCAGCCACAGAGCCUGCAGUACACCUCUACUCUCAGUGCUAGGAUGUCCCGAGAUCCUCUGUACCAGUACAACAGUCUGCCAUCAGUCGUGCUUCCAUCCUCUACAGCACCACUUAUGGGCUCAUACUCCUCAUACUCACCAUACUACUGAGUACUGUGAGGUUAGGUCACACCACGUAUGUACAUAUAUCCUAACAGGGUAAAGACUGUUUUGAUGUAGCAAGCGUAAUAAUAAGAUGAUAAGAAUGUGGUUACAGACCACUCCAUAUGUAUCAAA
This is a messenger RNA of Periophthalmus magnuspinnatus, 1298 nucleotides long. It is a transcript of the gene ved, whose product is annotated as ventrally expressed dharma/bozozok antagonist. Gene Ontology annotation, biological process: endocrine pancreas development; central nervous system development; neuron projection morphogenesis. Lineage: Eukaryota; Metazoa; Chordata; Actinopteri; Gobiiformes; Gobiidae. Gene Ontology annotation, molecular function: sequence-specific double-stranded DNA binding. Gene Ontology annotation, cellular component: nucleus. The record is from RefSeq and is a predicted model, not a curated record. The transcript is spliced from 3 exons. The coding region runs from base 327 to 1172 and encodes 281 amino acids.